Molecule: messenger RNA, 595 nt
Organism: Paramecium pentaurelia
Lineage: Eukaryota; Ciliophora; Oligohymenophorea; Peniculida; Parameciidae
Source: the annotation of a GenBank genome assembly
UAUGCAGAUUAGAAAAUCAAAUAAAGUAGUAGUGAAUAGAAUUGAAAAAGUGAAUUCAGAAUUAUUGACUUUAACUUAUGGUGCCAUAGUUUCACAAAUUAUUAAGGAUAGUGAUACUGUUAUUGAAGCAAAUGAAUAAUUGGAAAAAAUGGGUUAUAAUAUUGGAUAAAGAAUUAUUGAUGAAUACCUUUCCAAAGCAGAAAUUAAAUAAUGCAGAGAUAAAAUUGAUGUUGCAGAAAAUAUUGGCAAGGUUUGUAUCUAUUUUUAAGAUAGGGAGCUAUGUAAAUGUUUCUUGGAGUAACAGCUGAAGUAGAGGUAUUACCUGAGACUGAUAAGAUAUUCACUUUUAAUUUACAUUUCGUUGAAAAUCCUUUAAAUGAUUUUGUUGAAUUACCAGAACAUUUAUAAGGACUCAAUUAUUCAAAUAUGAUUGCAGGAGCUAUUAGAGGAGCUUUAUCAACAGUAUUUAUUUAUAUUUUAUAUAGAUUCAUUGGAUAGCUACUUGUAGAUUCUUAAAAGAUUAAUUGAAAAAUGAUGAUAAAACUAUUUUGUAAGUUGAAAUGAUUAGAGAAAAGUUCAAAGAUGAUGAAUGAUU